This is a messenger RNA of Colletotrichum costaricense, 243 nucleotides long. RefSeq lists its product as uncharacterized. The record is from RefSeq and is a predicted model, not a curated record. The transcript has a single exon. Bases 1 to 243 code for a protein of 80 amino acids. NCBI's taxonomy places the organism in Eukaryota, Fungi, Ascomycota, Sordariomycetes, Glomerellales, Glomerellaceae.
AUGUCGAUCCUGAAGACCUCCCGAGACGGCCCCAUGCCGGGGAUUUUUUUUGCCGCCAUCCCGCUAUUGCGUUGCAGCGUUUCGUUUUGCGUCUUGAGCUGUCCCAAAAGUGUCCCAGCGGCAGCGCGACCGUGCACACGAGGUUCCUCCAGACGCAAACUUGCCGCGUCUUCUUCACCCCACUUUGUAACAUACAUAUGUUAUGCAUAUCUCUUAGGGACAUUCUGCUUGUGCUCCGUAUAA